AUGUCGUUUAUGAUGCAUGAGAUUGUCUACUUUGGCCGUUCUCUUCCCUGGAUAUUCAUUGAUAGCCUGGGUUUGCUGAAAUCCUACAAGAUCCAGAAUAACAAAACUCCCUCACUACGGGAGCAAUGGGAUUGUGCCAAAUUUGUUCUUCUCAGCCACUUUACUGUGGAACUCCCUCAGAUAUGGCUCUUUCAUCCGAUGGCCCAGUUUUUCGGUCUAUCGACAUCAGUCCCUUUCCCUUCUGUCUGGACCAUGGCAUACCAGAUCGCGAUAUUCUUCGUUUUAGAGGAUACAUGGCAUUACUUUUCACAUCGUGCACUCCACUGGGGUCCAUUGUACCGGGCCAUCCAUAAGAUUCACCAUCAGUAUUCGGCGCCUUUCGGUAUGGCUGCCGAAUAUGCGUCGCCGAUUGAAGUCAUGAUCUUAGGCUUUGGGACUGUUGGUUGUCCUAUCCUUUGGUGUGCAUUGACUGGUGAUCUCCAUAUCUUCACCAUGUACAUUUGGAUCGUCUUGCGGCUUUUUCAGGCCAUUGAUGCACACAGCGGCUAUGAGUUUCCUUGGAGUCUGCACCAUUUCCUGCCUUUUUGGGCAGGAGCAGAUCACCAUGAUCUUCACCAUGAGAAGUUCAUUGGCAACUAUUCGAGUAGCUUUCGCUGGUGGGAUUAUGUGCUUGACACUGAGUACACACCUGAGGCCCUUCGACGUCGCAGAGAGGUCAAAAGUACCACAACAACCAAGAAGGCUCAGUGA
Messenger RNA from Aspergillus clavatus NRRL 1, 750 nucleotides. RefSeq names its product sterol desaturase family protein. Gene Ontology annotation, molecular function: iron ion binding; C-4 methylsterol oxidase activity. Gene Ontology annotation, biological process: ergosterol biosynthetic process. The transcript has 3 exons. The coding region runs from base 1 to 750 and encodes 249 amino acids. NCBI's taxonomy places the organism in Eukaryota, Fungi, Ascomycota, Eurotiomycetes, Eurotiales, Aspergillaceae. The record is from RefSeq and is a predicted model, not a curated record.